Molecule: messenger RNA, 2407 nt
Organism: Solanum stenotomum
Lineage: Eukaryota; Viridiplantae; Streptophyta; Magnoliopsida; Solanales; Solanaceae
Product: GATA transcription factor 26-like
Exons: 8
Coding region: 470-2083 (537 amino acids)
Biological process (GO): regulation of DNA-templated transcription
Molecular function (GO): sequence-specific DNA binding; zinc ion binding
Source: RefSeq, a predicted model, not a curated record
GAGAAAGAGGUCAUACAUAAUAAACACAACCCACCUUCUCUUCUUCCCCAUUUUCACCUUCCUCUUUUCCAACCAUUUAUUAGAUUCCUUUAUAAUGGACUUUUCUUUUCUCCACUCUAUUAUUAUUCUCACCUCAAAAACAACAAACCCCAUCUCAAUCUUUUAAUUACUUCUUCACAAUUUUUGCUCUAUUCAGUGGUUUUUCUGGGACUUUUUAGAGACUAUUUUUGAGUCUUGUUUUUUGUUGUUGUUGUUGUUAUUGGUUGUGGUGUUUUCUGUAUAACUUUCUUUGGGUUUAUUCAAGAAAAAAGAACCCAUAUGUAUAUUUGAUAUAAAGGGAUUGAAGGGAAUAAUCAAAACUUCUAGAUAAUACAAUUUUAUUUUGUAUAAGAAGAAAAAAAAUUGUAACUUUUUGCAUUUUCAGUUUUGUAAAAUUGUAUAAGGGUGAAAAAAAAGUUAUAUUGGAAAGAUGGGAAAGCAAGGGCCUUGCUAUCACUGUGGUGUUACAAGCACUCCUCUUUGGCGUAAUGGACCACCAGAGAAGCCAAUACUUUGCAAUGCAUGUGGAUCUCGGUGGCGAACAAAAGGGACACUGGUAAACUACACUCCUCUGCAUGCAAGGGCUGAACCAGAUGAUCUUGAAGAUUACAGGGUCUCAAGAUUCAAAAACUUUCCUGUUAAGAACAAAGAGGUCAAGAUGCUGAAACGAAAGAAAAGUCAUGAUAAUCCUGAAAUUGGAAUUCUUCCUGAAUAUCAUCAGGGUUUCCACCGUAAGGCUUUAGAUGAAGAUACAAGCAAUAGGUCAAGUUCCGGCUCUGCCGUGUCAAACACUGAAAGCUAUGGACAAUUUGGUAGUGCUGAAGCAAGUGAUUUGACAGGCCCUGCCCAAUCAAAUAUAUGGGAUGCAACGGUGCCUUCAAGGAAGAGAACAUGUGUCAAUCGUCCAAAGCAAUCUUCAGUUGAAAAGCUUACCAAAGACCUGUAUACCAUCUUACAUGAACAACAAUGUUCAUACUUCUCUGGAUCUUCUGAAGAAGAUUUGCUUUUUGAAAGUGACAAGCCGAUGGUCUCCGUUGAAAUAGGACAUGGAAGUGUGCUCAUUCGGCAUCCAAGUUCUAUAGGUAGAGAAGAAGAAUCAGAAGCCAGCUCUCUGUCGGUUGACAACAAGCACCAUUCAUCCAAUGAAGCUUAUUCACAAUUGACUACCCCACCUGUAAAUAUUAGUAAGGGUGGCAAUUCAUCAAACCUGGUAAUUCAGAGAACCCAGAAGACUUCUGGUCAAGGAGUGGAACAUGAACAGUUUAAAAGGAGCAGGGACCACCUUGAAAAAUUGCAGAUUCUCGGACAUCAUAAUUCGCCAUUGUGCCACAUAGACCUUAAGGAUGUACUUAACUAUGAAGAAUUCACAAGGCAUCUGUCAAGUGAUGAACAACAGCAACUACUAAAGUACUUACCUCCAGUUGAUUCUUUUUCACCUCCCGAGAGUCUCAGGGGCAUGUUCGAGAGCUCUCAAUUUGAGGAGAAUUUGUCUUCCUUCCAGAAACUACUUGCAGAAGGCGUUUUUGAUAACUCGUUAUCUGGGGUGACAAUAGAAGAAUGUAGAAACCUGAAGAGGUUUAUGUUGUGCUAUUUAAUGAAGUCAAAGUGGGUGGAACAAGUUAAUCUUCUUAAGGACAUGAAAUGUAAAAAUAGUAGCAGUAGUUCUGAAGUUGCUGGAGGGCGCAAUGUUUUUGGCACAGGUCAUUCAGUGAACAUGAAGAGACCACGCGAUGGGCAACAUCCAAAAUAUUUAGGGGUAAACACAACAAUGAAGAGCCCCAAGAGGGUGGUGAUGAAAAACAGCUAUGAACAGAAGGAAAUCAUGGAGAAUGAUAGCUCUUGCUUCAGUCCAAAAAGCCUUUUCGCAUUGCCAUCUGAGAAUUCGUUCCGUUUUACAAAUGAAAGUUCUGAUCAGGACUUGCUGCUGGAUGUGCCAUCCAACAGCUCCUUCCCUCAGGCAGAACUCCUCCUACCAACAGCUAGUUUUGCAGCUCAAGCAAGCACAAGCAGUAGCUCCAUAUACCCGCACCUCAUCCACCCCUAGAAACACUAUCACACUUGGCUUUCUGUCUUGUAGCGUAUUUACAACCUUAUUUGGCCAAACCACAUUACUGUCUCUGCAUAUCACAUACCAAAUAUAGAAAGUUCCGCGAAGGGAUUCAGAUGGUUGCCUUUUGCCUUUUUGCAGGUAACCUAAUAUUAAACGAAAUUUUGGAUUUAGCGGAUGGAUAUUAUGCUUGUUUUUCAUCCUUUUGUAUAGGUUGACAAAUUGUACAAUAUAGUUGAAAAUGCAGAGGUGGUGAUGUCUAGAGAUUUUUGUAUGCACUGAAGCUUUUAACUUAAAUUGAGGACACCCUUCUGUCUUUUA